Messenger RNA from Gongylonema pulchrum, 429 nucleotides. NCBI's taxonomy places the organism in Eukaryota, Metazoa, Nematoda, Chromadorea, Rhabditida, Gongylonematidae. The record is from the annotation of a GenBank genome assembly.
GACUUGUUCGAUUCCGCUUGUGCGUUCGUCGAUUUCAGUCAGCCGCUGAUUGAUGUACUCAGUGUUCGUGCUGCUCUCAGAUUUCAAGCCGACCUCACACUCUGCGGCCUCAGCGAUCGUCAGAAGGAGGAAAGAGCAGCCUCUUUUGUUCGAGAAUUUGAUCUUGUGCCUUACAAUGACGUACUCAUUCGAGAACUGAAUGAGGCUGCACGAAGGCGUUUGCUUCUGUGCAUGCAUUUGAUUCGUGAUCCGGCCGCCAUCACUGUCAAUCCUCGAAAAAUGAGAUCGACCGAAGGCUUCGUACGACCGCCAGCACGUCGGUACCAUCCGAGAGUUCAAUCCCCUCCCCUCAGGCAUGGGCAUCUCGGUAGAAGUCCUAUGCUCGCCGAACACUGUGAGCAGCCACCUUCAAUUGACCAAUACUCCUAG